Molecule: messenger RNA, 774 nt
Organism: Marmota flaviventris (yellow-bellied marmot)
Lineage: Eukaryota; Metazoa; Chordata; Mammalia; Rodentia; Sciuridae
Gene: Klk7
Product: kallikrein related peptidase 7
Biological process (GO): positive regulation of antibacterial peptide production; proteolysis
Cellular component (GO): secretory granule
Molecular function (GO): serine-type endopeptidase activity
Source: RefSeq, a predicted model, not a curated record
AUGGAGGGAUCCCUUCUCCCGUCCUUGCUAAUUCUACUGCUGUCCUUAGCCCUGGGAACUGCUGGACAAGACGAUCAGGGUGACAAGAGUGGGGACAAGAUCAUCGAUGGCUUCCCGUGUGAAAGAGGCUCCCACCCGUGGCAGGUGGCCCUGCUCAAGAACAGCCAGCUGCACUGCGGGGGCGUGCUGCUCGACGAGCGCUGGGUGCUCACCGCCGCCCACUGCAGGAUGAGGCAGUACAACGUGCACUUGGGCAGUGAUCGGCUGGGGGACAAGAGUGCCCAGAAGAUCAGGGCCUCAAAGUCAUUCCGACACCCUGGCUACUCCACCAAGACCCACGCGAACGACCUCAUGCUUGUGAGGCUAAACAGCCCGGCCAGGCUGUCGUCAAAAGUGAAGAAGGUCGACCUGCCCUCCAGCUGCGAACCCCCGGGCACCACAUGUACUGUCUCUGGCUGGGGCACCACCACCAGCCCUGAUGUGACCUUUCCAGCAGCACUCAUGUGCAGUGAUGUGCAGCUCAUCUCCUCCAAGGACUGCAAGAAGGUUUACAAGGACCUCCUGGGGAAAACCAUGCUGUGUGCUGGUGUCCCUGACUCCAAGACCAACACCUGCAACGGUGACUCAGGAGGACCAUUGGUGUGCAAAGGUACCCUGCAAGGUAUAGUGUCCUGGGGAACUUUCCCUUGUGGCCAACCCAAUGACCCAGGUGUCUACACCCAAGUCUGCAAGUUUACCAGUUGGAUAAAAGAGACCAUGAAAAGGUAUCGCUAA